CGAAAGAAGAGGUUAUGUUUGGUGGCGCUGUCACUCCUGUUAUUGUUUGGCUGUUGGAAUUUUCUCAAAAAUAAGGCGCAUUUGCGGUGGUGAAAUGGAAAGCACCCCAAAUAGGCAAGAUGGCGGAGUUUCAAUGUCCCGGUCAGGGCGGCUUCUCAAGAAGUCCAGCAAAUUGGCAGAUUUCCAGUCACCAGACGACCUGGAUGCUCGAUCGAAGAGGACGUCUUCGCACAAAUCAGUUAAAUCUCAUCAUGCGGUGCACAAGGCUGAGCCUCUGGACAGUCCAAUGGCGCAAACCUUCGCGGCCAUCAAGAGCGAAAUGUUUCCGGACGCGGAUCAGGAGUCGCCGGACGUGAGUGGGAACACGUCGAAGGAAUCAAUGGAGGUGGAGAGAUCAUACGAAAUGCCAGAGAACUAUCAAGACUCGGCUCCGUCCAAGAGUAUCUACAUGACAGAAAAGUCCACAAAGAAGAAAGUGAUGAAAGACGGGCGAUUGGUGUUGACCAAGGCGCAGCGGAAGGACAAAGGUAAGUCGAGAUACACAGCUUACAUGUUAUGGGCAAAAGAUAUCCGCCAGGAACUGUUGUAUUCACAUCCGGCACUUGACUUUGCCACCAUCUCUCGUCGUCUGGGCGAAAUGUGGGCCAAUGUGCCGAGUAAUGUGAAGUUCAACUGGCGCCGGAAGGCUAAGAGGCUCUCCGCCAAGGGAGCUAAGCCAGAUAAAAGUGUUCUGGCGUAUAAACGAGCCAACUCUAAAUUCCUCAAUAAAAACUCCCCAGCACUGACAAAGGGAGCCUCCAAUGCCGCCAAAACACUGCUCAGAAUGACACACAAGGACAGUGAAUCGGACAAGAGUCCACCAAUGAACACCCUGGUGAAAGCCAGCGCCACGCCGCACGUCUACAGAGUCAACACCUCCCAUCCCGUCGACGUGGCGGCGCACCUGAAACUGCUGGGCGACAACCUCACCAUCAUUGGGCAGCGCCUGAAGGAGCACGAAGGACAAAUCGCCGUGUCCGGCAGCCUGUCGGUGCUCCUGGACAGUCUCCUGUGCUCCCUGGGGCCCCUCAUGUGUCUCACCGUGCACAUUCCCGGCAUCAGCGAUCGCCUGGAUGGGCUGAAAGACACGCUGCACAAUACGCUCGACAACAUCGCCUACGUCAUGCCCGGACUCUAGAGUCUCCAGACUGAGAGAGAAAGCGUCUUUUCCCGUUUGCGCGCCAUUGAGAUGAGAGAGAUGAAGUAAAAUGUACUUUAUUAGUUAGAUUCGUGAUUAAAACCAUGUGAGAAAAUCUUGAAUUUGCGAUUUCAUCCGUGACUAGCAAGACUGUAGAGAGAAAAAAUGCCUUUUUUGUCGUUCAAUUUGGAAUAUCACUACGUUUCAUGAACCUUUUCAAGGGGUUUUCUUCGUUCUUGGAAUACUUUUACGAACUGGAGGAAUCAAGCAGGUUAUCAAUAUAGGUAAAACUUGAACGUAAACUAACGAAUUUAGGGCCUUUCGCCGAAAUGUUCCAUUGGAAUGAGUCAAGAAUCAAAGGCUAGUCUAUGCUUAGGCACUAAAUAUUGCGAAACUUACAUCUACAUUCUAUCCACUAAUAUCAUCUCCUAGGCUGAGGCAACAAUGCGUCCCUCU
Messenger RNA from Phlebotomus argentipes, 1633 nucleotides. Its product is annotated as HMG box-containing protein 4. The record is from RefSeq and is a predicted model, not a curated record. The transcript has 2 exons. Lineage: Eukaryota; Metazoa; Arthropoda; Insecta; Diptera; Psychodidae. Bases 95 to 1177 code for a protein of 360 amino acids.